Messenger RNA from Suhomyces tanzawaensis NRRL Y-17324, 654 nucleotides. RefSeq lists its product as uncharacterized. Lineage: Eukaryota; Fungi; Ascomycota; Pichiomycetes; Serinales; Debaryomycetaceae. The transcript is spliced from 2 exons. The record is from RefSeq and is a predicted model, not a curated record. The annotation marks the transcript as partial.
AGUCCCCACGCAAUCAUGUUCAACAACUACACCCAUUUCGUGGAGGUGUACAUGUGCAGAGUGGUGCACAACCCGGUGGCCACCUCUGUACUCCUCCUUUUGUCGGGGUCUCUCGUCCACGGAGCCCAUUUGCAGCUGGUGGUGCGUUCGCAACAGUACGAGCUCCUUUUUGCCGAGGACUACGUGCUCGAUCUCAUUUCCAAUGCCAUCAACUUGGUGUUCCUCUUGCGGUUCCUGCUUCAAUGUCGUUUCCCGGUUGCUAUCGAAGCCGUGCUUUUUUUGGCUCAAAAUUACGGGUGCUACCUGCUUCUUACGGACCACGAACGGUCGUUUCUCUAUGGCUCUGGCGUGCUGACGGUGUUGAAGGCGUGCUUGGUGGGCCAGAUCAUGUUCCCCUACCUUAUCAUGGUGAUGAACCUUGUGGAGUGGUGCUCGGUUGGAUACAAAGACGAGCCAUACCCCUUCCUUUUCGAAUGCAACAACAACUACCUUCCAAUCUUCGUCAGCCACUCGUUCCUCUACAUCAACACCGGCUUCCCAUUGUUGGCAGACACUGCCGUGUUGCGCAAUGCCUUAUUGGUGUACACCCUCAGCGAGUUUUCCAUCAAGUUCUACUGCAUCUACAAGUUCAUUCUCUUCGAGGUGGGAACAAUA